Limulus polyphemus (Atlantic horseshoe crab) is the source of this 1359-nucleotide messenger RNA. Its product is annotated as scavenger receptor class B member 1-like. Lineage: Eukaryota; Metazoa; Arthropoda; Merostomata; Xiphosura; Limulidae. The transcript is spliced from 7 exons. The record is from RefSeq and is a predicted model, not a curated record. Bases 32 to 718 code for a protein of 228 amino acids. Gene Ontology annotation, cellular component: cytoplasm; membrane. Gene Ontology annotation, molecular function: scavenger receptor activity.
CAAUAUAAUUUUUUACUCUAUAGCUGGAGAUAUGUGGCCCCCUUUCAGAAGCUCGUCCGAUACCAAAUUAACUAUGUUUGUGACUGAUAUAUGCAGGUCAGUUACUUUAAAGUUUCAUGAAGAGACUCACGUUAAGGGCGUGCAAGCGUACAGCUACUUAGCUGAAAAAACUAUGUUAGGCAAUGAAGAAGACGACUCGUCCAACAACUGUUUCUGUUUAUCUGAUGCCACCACGUGUCUGCCUAGUGGCGGCCUCAAUCUUUCUUCUUGUCAGUUCAAUGCUCCUGCUGUAGUAACCUACCCACAUUUCCUGUAUGCGGAUCCUGCAUAUGCAGCUACCGUAACGGGUGUUAAAGCUGUACCAGAAGAACACCGAAUGUUCAUCGAUAUUCAGCCGGAAAUGGGAAUUCCCAUGAAUGUGGCAGCAAGAAUGCAGAUCAAUAUCGUUUUUGAACGUAUUGAGGGCAUAUCAUUCUUCGACAACAUCACGUCAAGAAUUUAUUUUCCAAUAUUCUGGUUUAGCGAGACUGCUCAGUUAGAUGAGUCAAUGGCUAAACAGCUCCAUCUGGUGACUCAUGGUCUACCGAUGUACACAACUAUUGGCUGCGUUAUUCUACUUGUAAGUGGUGUAAUACUUAUGACAAUUGGUUUUGUCAUUUUCUUGAGACAUCGGAAAAACAAGAGUAAUACAAAAGCCUAUAAACAAGUGCAAUCCUAGUGUAGGUCUUCAGUGAGGAUUUUAAGCGUCUCUCACACCGACUUCCAAAUUCUAGAACUACACUCGUUUACUGAAGUACCUUUAAUACAAUCGUGGAGAUUCACCGGGCCAAAAUGUGGCAGUGUAUUAGAUAAGCAAAUAUAAUUAGUUAAAUAUAAUUCAUUAAGACUAAAAGUCAUUUCUUUGUUCUAUCUUCUUAACAGUCAGUUUCAUUCUACAUCUCGUGAUUUUGUACUUUGUGAUCAAUGCAUAAUGUUUGACUGUUGUUUCAGUGACGAUCACAGCUUUUUUUGGUGUUUGUAAAAUACUUACAAUCACUUACUCCUUAUUUAAUACAUAUAACACGUAUAUCAACGAUAACAUGAUUUUAGAACGAUCAAUGUCCAUUUGGGUUUAAAAGUAAUAAAUAUAGUUAGACGAAUGCCAAAGGAUAUGAUAAAAUCUGGUUGAUGCCAAAUAGCUCAAAAUGUUAACACCAAAAUUGUAUUGAAAAUAAGACAUACGAUAAACUUUAUAUCUAUAAACUUAGAAACAUAAUUAAAACAUUGAUGGAGUUAGUAGAGUAGCGUGUACUGCAACCUUGUGUAAACGUGGGCAGUUAAAAAUUUCAAUAGUAGAAAUAAACGACUUUAUAAAACCAA